Molecule: messenger RNA, 1639 nt
Organism: Durusdinium trenchii
Lineage: Eukaryota; Dinophyceae; Suessiales; Symbiodiniaceae
Source: the annotation of a GenBank genome assembly
GGACAAGACAACGGAUCCGCCCCGUGAACAACAGGCCAUGCAGGAUGGCUCUUAGUGCCGAGUGGGUGUUUCCCAGGAAGUCUGUUGCAUAUCCACUCAGCAGCAGGCCCUUUUUCCCAACCCAAGGAGGAGGCGGAAAGAGCCUGCGCAGGCUGACGCCCGCUGCGAGUCUUCUAAUAGCUGCCUCAUCACGUGCAGCUCUGCGUGGCCUUCGGCGGCCAUGGAGCGUGAAAGUCCAGAGGAAGAGUCGGAAGAAUGGUAGAGAGGACUUGAUGCAACCACGGAAUGCAGAGAGUAAGUUUUGGAAGUGGAAAUGGAAAGAAGAUGGAGUUCCGAGCAUUCCUUUGACCGUUCACUAUGCAAAGGCUGAGUCAAAGAUACCCAGUGACGUUGCAGUCGUGUUGCUGCAUGGCUUUGGCGUAGCUUCCUUCCACUACGAGUCUCAAUUCCUGCCCUUGAGUGACGCCGGGUACUCGGUCUAUGCCAUCGAUCAUGUGGGUGCUGGCCUCUCGUGGCCAGAGGUCGAUAUUGCCCCUGGUGGUCCGGAGGAGUUGCGAGAACGUCCUGGAAGUCAAUGGGGAUUUGGCCCAGCAGCGGAAAAGGGCUUUGAGGAGUUGGUGAUUGGAGAGUCCUUGUGGGUGAAGCAAAUCGCCGAUUUCAUCUCGGAAUUCGUCACCGAGAGCAAGGUGAUUCUGGCGGGCAACUCCUUGGGGGGGUACUUGGCGGUUCUGGCCACGGCAUCGAUGAGCCCGGAAACGGUGGCGCGAAUUGAAGGUGUAGCACUCAUCAAUGCCACGCCCUUUUGGGGUUGGAUUCCCAAUAAGAGCAAAAAUCCAUCCCUUUAUGAGACAUUUCCAUGGAAAGGCCGGCUACCCAUCCCAGAGAAUGUGAGAAAUUUCGCCCUCAACUGGUACAACACCUUGCGCAAUCCGGAUUCCAUCGAGUGGCUGUUGAACUUUGUGACCUCGAAUCCGAGCGGUGUUGGACAUGAAUUGCCGGAACGAAUUGCCGCCAUGGCAGAUCAUCCGGCAGGAGCGGCGGCCUUUGCUCAGAUCGUUUUUACGCCACAGGCGGACUUGACUUUUGAUGAAGCCUUGGGCAAGGUUGUCGCGGACCAGAUUCCUGUCCUUCUCUUGUAUGGGCGUGAAGAUCCAUGGAUUGUUCCCUACUGGGGUGCGCGGGCGUUCAAAGUGGCGGCGACUGGGGUCGCUGAUUAUUUGCAAUUGUCGCCCAGUGGGCAUUGCCCGCACUUCGAAACUCCGGAAGCUGUGAAUGAGUGUUUGCUUCGUUGGCUUCAGGAAAGACAUCCCAUCCAAGGCCAGGCAUCAAGGGAUUUGUUGCCCAAAUCCAUUGGUGAGUCCUUCACCGUGAACGAACACGACGCCAGGGAGAUUCUCGUCACACGACGAGGUUUACCAGAGCCAUUUCGUGAGGGUGAGAUAGCUUGGGAUGAGUUGCCAGCAUGGAUCCAAUCGCUUUUUUAAUCAGUUUUUUUUGGAGGCACUGGGUGAAACAUCCCCAAAAGAAUGCCUCUUUGCAAUGAAAUUCAUCAUGCCUUAGCCAUAGUCUUAGCCAUGUAGGCCUUGCCCAAGGCGCCGGCGUUGGAACAGAUGUGCGUCAGACCAGACCAUCGAUGAAA